GCAGCGGCCACAGCAACAGCGGCCACAGCAACAGCAGCGGCAGUCGCAGAGACAGCGGACACAGCAACAGCAGCAACAGCAGCGGACACAGCAACAGCAGCAACAGCAGUGGAGUGCGGCGCGAGGCGUCCGCGCCGUCGUCUCGCGAGCCGCACUCGAGCGGCGCAGGACGCGGUGAGGAGCGCGGUUGGGGGGUGUGCGGCAGCGGUUGAAGGGGAUGAGAUUGUGGCUUGCCACACGGAGGAGUAAUCGCUGACGGGGUUUCUACGCCGUCGCCGUCAUUUGUCGCGAUCGCCCUCGGCGUCGAGCUGCCGUCGCCGCAGCCACCGUCACGAUGCUGCGCGGAGCCACCGAGUGGAGGAGGAGGAUUUCGCACGACAAAUUUUCCCAAAGUUCGGCUUUCAAGUUGAUGUGACGGGACCCCGAGCCGGGCCCACGUCUCGUCUCCAACCCGCGCGCGUCGUUCGAACGAGCCGAGAGCGCGUUCCGCGUGUGUGCACGCGCGUCUGCCGCCCGCCCGUCCGCCCGCGGGCCGGUCCGAGCGACCGCUCCCCCGUCCCGAAGUGGUACAGUCCACGGCACGCAGCAGACACCGGCCCCGAGGCCACGGUUUACGUGGCAGCCGUGUUGGCGGUGACUCUGAACUGCGCCACCAGGAUUGACCCAGGAGCAGCGUCAGUUAAACACGGCGCCGGUCUCACAGAUUGCUAUCGGCUACCAUCCUAGGGAAGCUGCCCGCUGCUGUCGAAGUGACCCGGGCAGGUUCUGUCGUCAAGCUUGACACCGUCCGGGCAUCGUCGUCGAGUUGAUUUUAUUUGGAUAUCGUCAUAAAAGUGACCCGUGCAGAUGUCCCGAGGUGACAAGUUUGUGUACAAUAGUCAAGGUGACCCAUUGUGAUUCCAUUGCACAGGUGGCCCCAUUCGGCCAUCGAGUUGAUUGAUCCGUCUCCCAGCAUCGACGUGAGCCCCUCAGGUUGAACUCAUCGCAGGCGAUCCCUGGACAUUUCCCCGGCGAAGCUCCCCGCAGCGCACCCACUCGGCCCGGUCUCCCCUCGCCCCGGUGGUCUUCGUUAUAAAGCUCCCCGCUAUCCCCCGGCUUCUUCGACAUCGUCUCAUCUCGGAUAACGCCCCGCUCGCUCGCCCGCCCCGCUCAAUCCCGCGCGGAGACCCGGGGCGACCUCGCCCGGCCGGGGAGAGACGGGGGGAGCGCAGGCCGCGGGCCAUGGCGAGCCCCACGAAGCUGGGGGAAGACGUCGGCGCGCUGGUGCCCCGCCUCAAGGGCGCCCCCCGGCCCUCGUGCUUCGCCAACGUCAAGGUGUUCCUGCUGGCCGAGUGCGCGCUCAUGCUGGCGCAGGGCACGGCGGGCGCGUACCUGGUGAGCAUGCUAACCACCCUCGAGCGGCGCUUCAACCUCAAGACGGCCGACCUGGGCAUGCUGGCGAGUAGCUUCGAGAUGGGGAACCUCGCCCUGAUCCUCUUUGUCAGCUACUUUGGCGGCCGCGGCCACCGGCCCCGUCUCAUCGGUUGUGGCGGCAUCGUCAUGGCGCUGGGCGCGCUGCUCUCUGCCCUGCCCGAGUUCCUGGGGCGGCAAUAUCAGCCCCAGGGCGAGGCCUACAAGGCCCUGGGCGUGCGGAGUGACGUUUGCCGACCCAACGUGACGGGCGAGACGGAGGCGGCCGCCAAGUUCGCGCGGGACCGCAUGUGCGUGACCAGCGACCCCGAGUCCACCGACUUCCUUUAUCUGCUGCUCAUCGGGGCGCAGAUGCUGCUGGGUGUGGGGGCGACGCCGGUGCAGCCGCUCGGAGUCUCGUACAUCGACGACCACGUGUCCAAGCGAGACUCCUCCGUCUACAUCGGCAUCGUGUUCACCACGCUGGUGUUCGGCCCGGCGUGCGGCUUCAUGCUGGGCUCCGUGUUCACGCGCAUUUACGUCGACGCCAUCUUCAUCAACACGAGCAAGCUGGACCUGACCCCGGAAGACCCGCGCUGGAUCGGCGCGUGGUGGGCCGGCUUCCUCCUCUGCGCCGUGUUCCUCUUCGUCUCCUCGCUCUUCAUGUUCGGCUUCCCACGCUCGCUCGCCCGCCCGCCGCACUGCACGCCCGAGCUGCUGCCCUCGCUGCCGCUGCCGGUGCUGCUGCCGCCGCCGCCGCCGCCCGGCGCCGUCGAUGCCGGCCACUCGGAUCGCGCCGCCCUCCGACCCCUGGCGGCGCCUCUGACCCCCAAGACGGCAAACGGCAGCGUGGUUACCCCGGGCAACGGGCGGGAGGCGGGGUCGUGUUGCCGCCACUUGAGAGUGAUCCCCAGGGCGACGCGCACUCUGCUACGGAACCCGGUGUUCACCUGCAUCGUGCUGGCCGCCUGCGCCGAGAUCGCCGUCAUCGCCGGCUUCGCCGCCUUCCUGGGGAAGUACCUGGAGCGGCAGUACAACCUCACCGCCUCCUACGCCAACCAACUGCUCGCGAUGACGGCGAUCCCGUGCGCGUGUCUGGGCAUCCUGCUGGGAGGGCUGAUCGUGCGCCGCCUCUCGCUCACGCCCCUGGGCGCGGCGCGCACCGCCCUCAUGGUCAACCUGGUGUCCACGGCCUGCUACGUCUCCUUCAUGUUCCUGGGCUGCGGCACGGGGCCCGUGGCCGGCGUCACCACGCGCUACGCCAACGUCUUCAACGAGUCGGAUGGGGAUUGGCCCCUGGAUCCGUACGCGCCGUGUAACCUGGAGUGUGGCUGUGUGGCCGGAGCGUACAGCCCCGUGUGCGGCUCCGACGGCAUCACGUACCUCUCACCCUGCUACGCCGGCUGCUUGGCUGGGAACAUGUCAGAGUGCCUGUGCGUGUUCGCGAGCGAGGGAGGGCGAGCGGAGAGCGCCGUGCCGGGCCGCUGCCCGAACCCCGAGUGCCAGCGAGUGUUCCCCACCUUCCUCGCCAUGGUCUGCGUCAGCAGCCUCAUCGGCGCCAUGGCGCAGACGCCGGCCAUCAUGAUACUCAUCAGAACCGUGAGUCCGGAGCUCAAGUCGUACGCGCUGGGGGUGCAGUUCCUUCUCAUACGCCUCCUGGGGUUCAUUCCGCCGCCGCUCAUCUUCGGCAUCGCCAUCGACAUGACGUGCGUGCAAUGGUCCGAGCCGUGCUCGCGCACGGGCGCCAUCCUCGCCAAGGGCAGCCGCGGCGCCUGCGCCCUCUACGACAGCGAGUCCUACCGCCGAAUCUACGUCAUCCUGGCCGUGGCGCUCAAGGCCACCGCCUUCCUGCUCUACGCCGCCACGUGGGCCUGCCUGCGCUGCUCGCCGGCGCGCUACCUCCACUCCGGCGGCGCCAACGGAGCGGCCAGGUCGGCGGCGGCGGCCGCGUUCGUCUACAGCCUGGACGAUCGCGAGCUCUGCGAGAACAUGGAGACCGUGCUGUAG
Molecule: messenger RNA, 3396 nt
Organism: Petromyzon marinus (sea lamprey)
Lineage: Eukaryota; Metazoa; Chordata; Hyperoartia; Petromyzontiformes; Petromyzontidae
Source: RefSeq, a predicted model, not a curated record